This is a messenger RNA of Aspergillus tanneri, 780 nucleotides long. RefSeq names its product oxidoreductase tpcG (gene tpcG). NCBI's taxonomy places the organism in Eukaryota, Fungi, Ascomycota, Eurotiomycetes, Eurotiales, Aspergillaceae. The transcript has a single exon. Bases 1 to 780 code for a protein of 259 amino acids. The record is from RefSeq and is a predicted model, not a curated record.
AUGGCCUACGCAGUGCUCGGCGCGACGGGGAAUUGUGGCACUGCCUUGAUCCAACAUCUUCUGCAUUCGCCCGUUCCCAUCCACGCCUACUGUCGCAACAAGCCCAAACUGUUAGCCCUAAUCCCCGACCUGGCGGACAGAAAGCAGACGCAGAUCUUCGAGGGUAGCAUCCACGACGUCGCGCUCCUCACCGACUGCCUUCGGGGCACGCGCGCAGUCUUCCUAGUGGUUUCCACCAACGACAAUGUGCCCGGCUGUCGCAUGGCGCAAGACACAGCACUCGGGGUAAUUCGAGCCCUGGAAUCCCUGCGGGCCGAGUCGAAUGAGGUCAUUAUGCCGAAACUCGUACUUCUCUCGUCCGCCUGCCUCGAUGAACAACUCUCCCGAGACACGCCCCGUCUCGUCCGAUGGAUUCUGCUGCGAUCGGCAUCACAUGUCUACCACGACCUCCGACAGACUGAGGAAUUGCUCCGCGAACAGCACGAGUGGCUCUCAACCAUCUUCAUCAAGCCAGGGGGGUUAUCGCUGGAUGUUGCGCAUGGACACGCCCUGAGCCUAACCGAGGAGCAGAGCCCACUGUCCUAUGCUGAUCUGGCUGCAGCCAUGAUCGAGGCCGUGGAUGAUCCUGAUGGAAGGUGGGAUAUGCGAAAUGUGGGGGUGGUAUCAGUGAAUGGGCUGGCCAAGUUUCCUGCGGGGGCUCCGAUGUGUAUUGCGAUGGGGUUUCUGAGGCACUAUUUGCCGUUUUUGCACCCGUAUUUGCCUUCGACUGGGCCGGGUUAG